AUGACUCAAGUCGCUGCGUCUAAAAUUGAAUCAUGUCUGCCCAUCAGAACGAAGGGAACCAUAAGAAGAGGCCUAGUAAAAAUGCUUAUGAACUUGGAUGACAUUAUGAAGUCUUUCAAGAGCAGGGUGGAUCGGCUGGCUCAAGAUUGGGAAGCUAUCAACUCAUCACCGACUCAUUUAGGGGCAAAUGAGGACGAGUUGAAACUUUUCAAAAUGAAAUUGGAUAUGGUUCAGGAGCAGAAUGCAGCAAUCAUGAUCGAUCUAGAUUAUAUCAAGAAAAUAUUAGCUCUCGAUGAGUAUAGUCCCAGUAAUCCUUUUACACUUUUGAGUACUAACUCGGAUAAUUUGCAUAUACCCACGACGCCCGCUACGGAGCUGCAAAGACCACCGAGUACGCCACAGAGCGAGCCAACUCCACGCCGGCAUCGCAAUUUUGCUUCGACAAGAUCCUCAUUCUUUGCUCAUAAUCAGCUGGCGGGCUUGCCGACUCAGCACCCAGGCCCGAAUGUCAAUGCGAUUGAUGAUCUAUCUAUCGCUACGAACUUGGAGGGCGAACUGAGAGCCUUCAGGAAACCGCUGGUAAUGCCAACGACGGCAGUCAAUGUUCCUUUGGAAUCUCAGAUCUCGGAAGAGCUAGUGCAAAAUGUUGAAAUGACGAUCCCUACCUAUGAGGAUCUACACCCGCAAGAUGAGAGUGUCAGCCCCAGGGAUACCAGUCAACAGAUCAUAACGGGGAAAUUCCAUAACUCGAUCGUUAAGGAUGGAGCCAUGGCGAAUUUGGGCGCACCAGAAUCACAUGAAGCGGAGCACUAUGACUUAAAGGUCAUCGACAAUCCAAGCUCUGUGGCAGAGGUUUACCAUGAAUAUACCACAAGCUUGAAGGCUCAAAUUGAGGAAUUCGAGAGAUUAUUUGGAAAGGGCCAAUUAAGCAAGCUGCCCAAGAUAAGGACCUAUCAAAGAAGGAGAGCACUGGUGACCGAGAUUGACAAAUAUGCUACCACCUACGACAAAAGCACUCACGAAGCAAUUGAAUUCUUUGAAAAAGUGAGGAAGAGCAAGAAGAGAACCGUACCGGGACUCUACAACAACUUGGGCAAGAUAUUGAAAGAAUUAGAAAGAUCGGAGUUUAAUAACGAUUAG
Messenger RNA from Torulaspora globosa, 1140 nucleotides. RefSeq names its product transcription activator GCR1-like domain-containing protein. The transcript has a single exon. Bases 1 to 1140 code for a protein of 379 amino acids. The record is from RefSeq and is a predicted model, not a curated record. NCBI's taxonomy places the organism in Eukaryota, Fungi, Ascomycota, Saccharomycetes, Saccharomycetales, Saccharomycetaceae.